This is a messenger RNA of Ogataea philodendri, 252 nucleotides long. RefSeq lists its product as uncharacterized. The transcript has a single exon. NCBI's taxonomy places the organism in Eukaryota, Fungi, Ascomycota, Pichiomycetes, Pichiales, Pichiaceae. The record is from RefSeq and is a predicted model, not a curated record. The coding region runs from base 1 to 252 and encodes 83 amino acids.
AUGGUCUGCCAACUGCGUGUCCACUCUCUCGUUACAUUCGUCCAAAACAACAAAGAACAGGUCGAAUCUCGACAUGAUCGGCGCAGUCAUGGUCAGAUUGCUCUUCAGACCAACUUUAGGGUUGUAUCUUCCUCCAAUAGGGUUAGCAGCGGCCAAUAUGGAGGUUCUGGCGUUCAAGGUGGCUUGAAUACCGGCCUUGGUGAUGGAGAUUGUCUGUUGUUCCAUGGCUUCGUGGAUAGCAACCUGGUCUGA